Messenger RNA from Penicillium nucicola, 1884 nucleotides. Its product is annotated as ATP synthase F0 subunit B. The coding region runs from base 1 to 1884 and encodes 627 amino acids. The record is from RefSeq and is a predicted model, not a curated record. Lineage: Eukaryota; Fungi; Ascomycota; Eurotiomycetes; Eurotiales; Aspergillaceae. The transcript has 10 exons.
AUGGCUCUCAUGCUGGCCCCUUACAACGAAGCCAUGCGGAUCGGCAUGGGCUUCAACAGCUAUACCCAGCAGCUGUGCCUCAACGACGUAGUUCGUAAGGCUGGCGGAGUCAAAGCGACAGAGAAAGAUCUUCACACGCAGGUCCCACAGGCAACCUCUUCCGACAAGAAGGAUGAGGGCUACAUGGAGAACCAGAAAGGAGAGCUUGUCCGUCGUUCCAAGAUGAUCGAUGGUCAGAAGGAAGUCAGCCAAGUGGUGAGCUGGGAGGCCGGGUUUGUGGACAACAUCAGCGAAGUCACUGAAAAGCUGAAUAUCGCCGGUGCUCUUCAAAUCACUUGUGAUGCCAUUGGUGGUGGAGGUGGUGGUAAGGCGAAGUAUGUCAACGACUCUACCUUCGCCAAGGCCGAUGUCAAGUACGACAUCACAGUCCAGGUGACCAACGAACGUCGAGUUGCAGAUGAUGUGGUCGAGUUUUGUCCCUUGGCCCAUGCUCCAGAAGGCAAGUUCACCGAGCUUUACGGAGAUUGUUUUAUUUCGGGAUUCAUCGAAGGUGGUGUGUUCCAUGCUCUGGUCACAAAGACCAAGGAAGAGAAGUCGGCUGUCAAGGACAUGAGUGGUGAAUUUAAGGUGACGGCUUCUCGUGCUGGAGGUUUAUUGAAAGGAGAAGCAGAAAUCAAAGGAGGAAAAGUAGAUCAAACAAAGGAAGAGCAUUACAGCACGCAGAUCAGCGUGAAUUGGUCUGGUGGUGGUGAUAUCAAGUCCGAUGGCAUCGUGGAAUGGGAUGUCAAUAACCUGAUGCAAGUUGCCAUGGAGUUCCCCGACAAUGUUGCUUCUUGUCCCCAGAGAACUUUUGCCAUAUUGACCAAGUACACUGCCUUGCGCAGCUAUCACGAGCAGACGACUCGUGGAUCUCCUCUGGACUAUGAGAAUGCUGGUAUUUACACUUCGGGGCUAUUGGAUGCCUAUGCGGAAUACAAAACGCUCUGGAAGGACAUCCAUCAAACCAUCAGCGAUGUCAACGGAGGUAGUGCCAGUGCCAGACCGAGAGACGUCGUCCCCGGAAUGGAAGAAUACGCAGGAAACUUUGAUGCAGACUACAAAGAACGAGUCACUCAGUACGAGGGAGUCGUGAAAACGAUCGAAGCCAACCGUGAAGCAUACAAAGAUGUGACUGUGGAGAAGCCAUUGCCUCCCAACAAGGUGGUCCCCUACAGAGGUGAUCUGUUCGAUCUCGACAAAGCGCGCCGAGAUUGCAGAUUUGAGAUGAUCAAGAUUGUUCGCGAGGUGAACGAAGUGACCGUGAACCCCCAGAUUGCCACUGAUCCAAGCCGCAACUGGCGCUAUCUCAGCCCUACCAUCUUUAAAUUGCUGGUUCCUACUACGGCACCUCUAGAGAAAACCAAAAAUGAGAAGGAGCUUGAAGCGAACAAGUUGUUGCUAGAGCAAGAGCUCAAGAAUGCACGGGAUGAGCAUAGCCGGCAGAUUGAAGAAGCCCGGGGUGAGCAUAGCCGGCAGAUUGAGGAAGCCCGGGGCGAGCAUAGCCGGCAGAUUGAAGAAGCCCGGGGCGAGCUGUCUCGCUUGAGACCCAAGGCUCUCGAUGAGAUCAAUGGUGAACAGGCCCAGAUCCUUGUCGUGACCUAUGGCAGCAUGAUCUUCUACGACCAAGGCACCCCUGAUCACUUUGGCGUUGUGCCUAAAUUCCUCGGGGCUAUUAACAAUCAGGGUCAAUUCCGCAUUGAAAACGGCAUUUUCAACCACGACCCCAACCCAAAUAUUCAGAAGUUCAUGUGCGUCAUCUAUCGCUACAACAAGGAGGGGCAGUCCACCAGACUCCGUACUUUGGUUGGACAAGAAGGCAACAUUACGCAGUUUGAUCGCUGGUAG